AUGAGGCUGCUGCCGCUUAUCGCGUUCUUCGUUCCAUUUACAUUCGCAGAUCCAAAUACGAAGCGAUGGGUCCACAGGGUGAAGGAGACUUUCGAUGCACCAAGGGGAUGGACAAAACACAGUCUGCCUUCUCCGAACCAUAUGAUCGAGCUCCAGAUUGGUCUUCGCCAACCAAACUUUCACAUUCUCGAACAGCACCUCUGGGAAGUCAGUGAUCCUGACCACCCCCGAUACGGUCAGCAUCUUUUUAAAGAUGAGGUCGACGCGUUGGUCGCCCCCGACGACGAAGGUCUUGAACUUGUACAUGAAUGGCUUUCUUCGUACGGCGUCGAUAAAAACGACAUAACUAGGUCGUCGGCACAAGACUGGGUCAGAGUUACGCUACCAUUGCAGUUGGUCGAAGAAAUGCUGGACACAUCCUACCACGUCUGGCAACAUACUGAUGGAGACUACCUUGUCCGCACGACGCAUUACAGCCUGCCAGAACCCCUCCUGGACCACAUUGACGUUGUACAGCCUACAACGUUGUUUGGACGUUGGAAAGGCAUGAAAAGCACCGUUCUUGAUUUCGAGGAUUUCGACCUAGGGAACGUUGCCAAUACGGCCAAAUUCGACAGUGAAGCCGACUUCGUCGAUCCGACUUGUAACAUCUCCAUCACCGUUAGCUGUCUAAAACAGCUCUACAAUGCUAUCGGCUAUGUUCCCUCUGAUUGUAAUAACUAUAGCACCAUUGGCGUCACCGCAUACCUUGAGCAGUAUGCGAAUGAAGCUGACUUACAGUUGUUUUAUCACGACCAGGUUCCUGAGGCCGUUGGUUCCACCUUCGAUUUCAUUUCGGUGAAGGGUGGUCUCAACGACCAGAACAUUAGCUUGGCUGGUGUGGAGGCCAAUCUCGAUGUUCAAUUCGCGUUCGGACUUGCCUUUCCUAUCCCUAGAACUUUUUAUUCGACUGCUGGUCGUCCACCUUUCAUCCCGGAUGCGACUUCCACAGAGAAUACCAAUGAACCGUAUAACGAUUGGCUUGAUUUUGUCCUGUCGCACCCUGACCCUCCGAGAGUCAUCUCCACUAGUUAUGGAGAGGCCGAGCAAACGGUACCAGAAAGUUAUGCUCGUCGCGCAUGCCAAGGCUUCGCUCAACUUGGCGCUCGCGGUGUUACCAUGACCUUCCCCAGUGGCGAUGGAGGUGUAGGAGACGGUAACCCAGAUCCCGCGACCCAACAAUGCCAGACCAAUGACGGCCAGAACAGGACCCAGUUCAUGCCUUCUUUCCCGGCCGGAUGUCCAUACGUGACUGCAAUCGGAGCAACUGUGAACGUCCCCGAGAUAGCCGUAGACUUCUCUGGCGGUGGAUUUAGCAACUACUUCCCGCGUCCUUCAUACCAAGAUGCAGUCAUCGAAGCUUACUUGAAAACUAUACCAGAAGGUACUUACGAGGGUCUAUUCAACAGAUCAGGACGGGGAUUCCCAGAUAUAGCUGCCCAAGGGAGUCGUUUCCGAGUGUGGUACCAAAACACGUCUAUCUCCGUCAGUGGCACCUCCGCGUCAUCGCCUACCGCAGCGGGUAUUUUCGCAUUGUUGAAUGAUGCUCGGCUCUCCAAAGGCUUGCCGACCCUGGGAUUCGUUAAUCCUUUAUUGUACAAGGGCAAGGUCAGCGCGACAUUUAAUGACAUCACUGUGGGGAACAACCCUGGAUGCGGAACUCCUGGAUUCAAUGCUACCAAAGGUUGGGAUCCUAUAACUGGCUUUGGAACGCCUAACUUUGGACGGUUGAAAGAAUUGCUUGCUCCUUAA
Guyanagaster necrorhizus is the source of this 1791-nucleotide messenger RNA. RefSeq names its product tripeptidyl peptidase A. The transcript has 10 exons. Bases 1 to 1791 code for a protein of 596 amino acids. Gene Ontology annotation, biological process: proteolysis. The record is from RefSeq and is a predicted model, not a curated record. Gene Ontology annotation, molecular function: serine-type endopeptidase activity; tripeptidyl-peptidase activity. NCBI's taxonomy places the organism in Eukaryota, Fungi, Basidiomycota, Agaricomycetes, Agaricales, Physalacriaceae.